AUGCUUUCGAUCGAGGUUGGUGGGAUCCAGAGAGUGACGGAAGAAGAGCGCAAGCAGAACACGACGCAUGUUUGGAAUGCCUGUACUUUCUGGCUCUCCGCCAACAUGGCAGUAGCCACGCUAUCGACAGGCAUGGUCGGCCCCUCGAUGGGCCUCAGCUUCUGGGACUCCUUCGCAAUCAUCCUACUCGUCAACAUCUUCUCCUGCAUGCUACCCGCAUGGACAGCGACAUUUGGCUUGACGGGACUGAGAAUGACGACCUUCUCCCGCUAUUCAUUCGGGUACUGGGGUAACUGCCUCGUCGUGAUCUUCUCCCUCAUCUCGACAACAGGUUGGAAUGCCGUGAAUUCCAUCUCGGGGGCUUCGUGUUUGGCAGCUUUGUUCGGUGGCUCGUUGCCGUCUUGGGUGGGCGUGAUCAUCAUCACGGUCUCGGUCUGGGUUCUUUGUGUGCUCGGCAUCAAGUGGAUCCACAAAGUCGAUACCUUUAUCUGGAUCUCGCCUCUGGUUGUAUGGUGUGUUGCCGCAGGCACUGGAGCAAAGCAUUUCCAUGGCGAUGCUGUCAAGUCGCCUACUGGAGCAAAUGGUGCCGCUGCAGCUCUGUCCUUCAUCGCCGUCAUCUUCUCCUUCGCCGUGUCAUGGAUUAACUGUGCAGCCGACUACAACGUGCGCAUGCCGCUCAGCACGCCACGAUACAAGAUCUUCUUGGCCACGUACAUUGGCAUCACCAUCCCUACCAUCCUGGUGCAGCUCCUUGGCUCAGCACUCUACACCGGCGCUCAAACCGACCCAACGUGGAAGCAUGCAUACGCCGAAUAUGGUGUCGGAGGCCCUCUGAUGAAAGCUCUGGAGCCAGCAGGAGGAUUUGGCAAGUUCUUGAUGGUACUCGCUGCGUUGAGUGCCAUACCGAACAACAUCCCAAACAACUACUCCUUUGCCCUUCACGCUCAGAACUUUGGACCAUGGGCGAUCAAAGUCCCACGAAUCGUAUUCGUAACGUUCGGCUUCGUCGUCGCAACAAUCGUCGGCUGCCUGGCAUCUCUCUCCUUCGAAAGCUCGCUGCAGACUGUCCUGAGCAUAGUCGGCUAUUGGACAGUGAUCCACUUGGUCGUCGUUGCCGAAGAGCACAUCAUCUUCCGCAGGGCCCGCUGCAGUGCGUACGAUUUUGAUGCGUGGGACAAGCCAGAUCUUCUGCCAUUUGGAUGGGGCGCCAUUGGAGCGUUCGCAUUUGGCUUCCUCGGAGCUGCCAUGGGAAUGAAUGUGACGUGGUACCAUGCCCCUACUGCUCAGUUGAUUGGGAAGAAGGGAGCCAACAUUGGGCAUGAGCUCACUUUUGCAUUCUCAGCGAUCACCUUUCCGUUGUUCCGAUGGCUGGAGAGGCGAUAUACCGGGGAAUGA
Messenger RNA from Zasmidium cellare ATCC 36951, 1395 nucleotides. RefSeq lists its product as uncharacterized. The record is from RefSeq and is a predicted model, not a curated record. Gene Ontology annotation, molecular function: transmembrane transporter activity. Gene Ontology annotation, cellular component: plasma membrane. Bases 1 to 1395 code for a protein of 464 amino acids. The transcript has 3 exons. NCBI's taxonomy places the organism in Eukaryota, Fungi, Ascomycota, Dothideomycetes, Mycosphaerellales, Mycosphaerellaceae. Gene Ontology annotation, biological process: transmembrane transport.